Molecule: messenger RNA, 666 nt
Organism: Suillus subalutaceus
Lineage: Eukaryota; Fungi; Basidiomycota; Agaricomycetes; Boletales; Suillaceae
Exons: 5
Coding region: 1-666 (221 amino acids)
Source: RefSeq, a predicted model, not a curated record
AUGUCUUUCUUAGCUGCUUCUGAAGACACUAUGGCUUUUGAGUUGUGGCCUAAGGCUAUGAAGAACGAGGUUAGGAGGUUGCAAGGAGAUGAAGGCUAUGUUGCAUGGCAAUUAUUUCCAUGUUCAUUGCAAGCCAUGGCGAAAUGGGCAGAUGUAUAUCAAGAUCCCAAGCAAAAAGAUAAGUCAAGGGACCACAUCCUAAUCUACAAAGAUGUAGAAGACGCGCAACCGGGAACCAUCUAUCCUGUGGCCAUCUGUCUUCAAGGAAUGUUAGGCAGAUUUUGUAUCGAGAGGUUCGGAUAUUGGUCUGGCUCAGGUAUUGCAGGGAUGAAUCAGAAGUUACAUGCGCUGUCCAAUACAUGCAUAUUUCAUGUGGAGGACACCAACAAGCUUGGGAAGCUACCAUCCAUUCCCUUAAUCUUGCCUGUGAAUAUGAAUCGUGAGCAGGAAAGAAUUGUACUUGCAAAGGAACCUGCGCUCAUGGCCGCACAAGAUCCAGGAGGCAAAUACAUCUGUGUGCAGGAAUUGUGGAAUGUUGUCCAUCCUUUGACUGUAGCUGACUUAACAGGCAAAGGCAAAGUCCUGCCCAUGGAUGCUAUUCAUUUGACAGAAGGUGAUUUCGUAGAUGUCGGGGCUGAAUUGGAUUUCGUAAUGAGUCGAGAUUGA